This is a messenger RNA of Tupaia belangeri chinensis (Chinese tree shrew), 2398 nucleotides long. RefSeq names its product Myb/SANT DNA binding domain containing 4 with coiled-coils (gene MSANTD4). The transcript is spliced from 4 exons. Bases 704 to 1741 code for a protein of 345 amino acids. NCBI's taxonomy places the organism in Eukaryota, Metazoa, Chordata, Mammalia, Scandentia, Tupaiidae. The record is from RefSeq and is a predicted model, not a curated record.
GGUCGAGUCAGCGGCAGGUGGCCGCCCCCCUGCUGCCGGCGUUGGCCCUGGUUUUGCGGCGUAGCUGGACUGCAAAGCUCGGGAGGAGCGCCACACGCGGCUGUCGCCUGACGGGGAAGGGCGUGUAAGGCCCCAAACGCACAAACAGGACUGCGGAAGUUUCUGGGUACUCAGUUUAAUAUCCAGUGAAAGGAACCCCGUUUCUGGUUCCUCAGCUCUAGUUGGGUACUACCGCAGUGUUGUGGCCCAGUCAGGUGUGCGGCCCCUGCUCCGGGGAGCCGGGAAGCUGGUCUUCCUUGAUUCCUCCCAGGGUCUGUUACUGGGUGGCCCGAAAGGAGAUGAUAGGGACGGGUGAAAGUACUUUGUUAACAGGCGACCCCCAAGUAAACUUUCUUUACCUACUGCGAGUUUUAGAGAAGAACAUCUAACUCGGCGGGGAGUGGAUCUUCUGUAAGAAUUAUCCAGAAACUUCAUACUCCAGUGUUAAUCCUUUUAAAAUUUGCCUGGUUAUAACAUGCCAUUGGCGGUACAUCAUCAUACCAAGGAUUGUGAAUUACAUGGCCUACUCUGCUAAUAGAUGAAUGGGAAACAGUGAUUUGAACUAAGUGCCAACAAAGGAUUACCUUUGUUUUUUGUGCUUUACCUCAUUCCUCACAUUUUUUUCUCUACUCUUACUGUAAAAACUGCACUUAAGUUAAAAAAAAUGAAGCAGUUGAAAAGAAAAAGGAAAAGCAAUUUUAGUGUUCAGGAAACUCAGACUCUUUUGAAAGAAAUUACAAAAAGGAAAGAAGUCAUUUUUUCCAAGCAGCUCAAUACAACAAUUAAUGUGAUGAAGAGAAUGGCGUGGGAGGAGAUUGCACAAUGUGUAAAUGCUGUCGGAGAAGGAGAACAGAGGACAGGGACAGAAGUGAAAAGAAGGUACCUUGAUUGGCGAGCACUUAUGAAGAGAAAGAGGAUGAAGGCAAACAUUCAGCUGGUUGGUUCAGGGUUUUCCCUUCCCACAUCUGACUUAGAUGACUCUCUCACCGAGGAGAUAGAUGAAAAGAUUGGAUUUCGAAAUGAUGCCAAUUUUGACUGGCAGAAUGUGGCAGAUUUUAGAGACGCAGGUGGAUCCUUAACAGAGGUCAAAGUGGAAGAAGAAGAAAGGGAUCCUCAAAGUCCUGAAUUUGAAAUUGAGGAGGAAGAAGAAAUGUUAUCAUCAGUCAUACCAGAUUCCCGAAGGGAAAAUGAACUUCCUGAUUUCCCCCACAUUGAUGAGUUUUUCACCCUUAACUCAACACCAUCUAGAUCUGCAUAUGAUGAGCCUCAUUUGCUUGUAAACAUAGAGAAACAGAAACUAGAAUUGGAGAAACGACGAUUAGAUAUUGAGGCUGAAAGACUACAGGUAGAAAAGGAACGCCUACAGAUCGAGAAAGAGAGACUUCGGCAUCUAGACAUGGAACACGAGAGGCUUCAGCUGGAAAAGGAGCGGCUUCAGAUUGAGAGAGAGAAGCUGAGGCUACAGAUAGUCAGUUCCGAGAAACCAUCAUUGGAAAAUGAACUUACUCAAGGAGAAAAGUCAUUACUUCAACCACAGGACAUAGAAACAGAGAAGUUAAAACUGGAGCGAGAACGCUUGCAACUGGAAAAAGAUCGGCUGCAGUUUCUGAAGUUUGAAUCUGAGAAGCUGCAGAUUGAAAAGGAACGCUUACAAGUAGAGAAGGAAAGACUUCGAAUUCAGAAGGAAGGACAUUUGCAGUGAUUUUGUUUUUGUGUUUGUUUUUAGGCUUCCACUUAGCAGUGUUUGUAAACUGUAGAUUUUUCUCAUAGCCAGUGAUAUAGAGAUGGUUGCUGGAUUAGUCAGUGUUUGUGUGUGUGUGGGGGGGGUUAUUUUUUUUUCUGUCUAAUGUCAGUGUUUUCAGUAGGAAAGAGUUAGUUAUAUGUGGGUGACUGUAUGCUUAGGUAGUAUAUUAUAUAAAACUCUGUGCCCUAGCAUAAACAGUAUAGGGGAAGCUUACUGUGUUGGACUCUUUAUGUUAGUAAUAUUACAUAGGGUCUUGUAUAAUCUGUGCACCCAGAGUUUACAGUUAUGUCUAUGUAAUAUUCUAGCCCAGAGGGUCUUAACCAGGGGUGGUUUGGAUCCCAGAAGAUAUUUGGCAAUGUCUGUAGACAUUUUCAGUUGUCAAAAAUUGAGGUGAGUGAGGGUGCAGGAUGCUACUGGCAUCUAGAACCAAAGAUGCUGCUAAAUAUCCUGCAAUACAGAGGAUACCCCACCCCUUCUACAUUAAAAAAUUUUUGAAUCCAAAAUGUCAUUAGUGCUGAGGUUGAGAAACCCUACUCUAGCCUAACUGUGCACCUCUAUAGCUAUAUCCUAUAGUUUUAGAAUAUUAAAACCUCAAAUAUUUAUGUGGGUAGGUAC